AUGGUGACUAAAACUGCCACGGGAAGCCGACACGUCUCCAAGGUGGGGGUGGACGAGGCUGGCGACAAAGACAGCCUGUGUAAGAGCGCUGACAAUGUCUCGGGACCGGCUAGCUACGGAAGCACCGCGUCCAGCCACUGCUCGCUGGAGUCCACUGCACCUCUGUUGGACACAGGAGCACCCCUGGCGGACACCAGCGCAUCCCCGGCGGACCGCGCCGCGCAGCCCACGCCGCUCAGUCGGCACCAGAUCAGACUGCUGCUCGGCCUGGCCGCGAUCAGCUUUCUGAACGGCUCGAUGAGCGGCGUGGUGAUGCUGUUCUUCCCGGUGGAGGCGGCCCGGCGCGGCGUCUCUCUCACGGCCAUCAGCGGAGCGUUCAGCAGCGCCGCGCUCGGCCAGGUGCUGCUGUACCCGCUGGUCGGCCCGCUGGCGCUGCGGGUCGGCGUCACGCGCCUGUUCAACUGCAGCGCCGCCGCCGCCGGCGUCUCCACGGUGGCGUUCGGCCUGCUCUUCUACAUCCGGGACGACACCGGCUUCCUGGCCGCCUGCUACGCCAUGCGGAUGGUGGAGGCAGUCGGCAGGUCGACGGCCUCCGCCUGCGCCUUCACCAUCAUCGCCAACCGGCUGUCGCAGCGCGCCAGCUCUGCGGUGGCUCUGAUGACGGCCGCCGAGACGGCCGGCCUGACCGUCACGCCGGCGCUCGGCAGCAGUCUGUACGCGCUGGCCGGCUCCGGGCUGCCGUUCUACGUCACCGGCGGCGCGCUGACUCUGAUGUCUCUCGUCAAUGUCAAACUCAUACCGAACGUCGAGAGGGAGGACGACUCUUCUGGCGACCUGCUGUGCAGCGUCCGCGUGUUCGUCAGCUCUCGUGAGAACUGGCUCUGUAUGCUGAUCGUCUUCAGUUAUGCCAUGACGCUAAUGGUGCUGGCGUCCAGCACGGCGCCGUACGCGGACGCCGCGCUGGGCAUCACUCCGGCGACGUUCGGUCUCUACCUGAGCGUGGCGAACGGCGCGCACGUGGCCAUCAGCUUCGUGUGGGCGCGGCUGGUCGAGCGGGCCGCCAACCCGUACCCGGUGAUGGCGCUCAGCCUGCUGCUGGAGGCGGUCAGCCAGCUGCUGACGCCGCCGGCGCCGUUCCUCGGCCUGCAGCCCAGCUGGUGGCUGUUCGGUCUCGGUCUGACGCUGGUGCAGGCGUCCAUAGGAGGCGCGUUCAUCCCCUGCUUCGAGCUGAUGCUGGCGGGAAUGCUGCGCGCCGGUCUCCCUGACGACCUGCGCACGCACGCCCUCACGUCCAGCGUGUUCUGGAGUCUGAACUCGCUGGGGAAGAUCGUCGGCUCGCUGCUGGCAGGCCUGCUGAUGGACGCCUUUGGCUUCCCGGUGAUGAUGACGAUAGUUGCCGCCGAGACUGGGCUGGUGAUGCUCUUGACAGCCGCUCAGGCCGCUCUUAAAGCUCGCCAGUUGACGCGCUCUAAAAAGUAA
Messenger RNA from Amphibalanus amphitrite, 1479 nucleotides. RefSeq lists its product as uncharacterized. The transcript has a single exon. The record is from RefSeq and is a predicted model, not a curated record. Lineage: Eukaryota; Metazoa; Arthropoda; Thecostraca; Balanomorpha; Balanidae. Gene Ontology annotation, molecular function: transmembrane transporter activity. The coding region runs from base 1 to 1479 and encodes 492 amino acids. Gene Ontology annotation, biological process: transmembrane transport.